ACCGUUGUCCUAGUCAUGCGGUCGUGACACUGUGGGAGGAAUUUGCCCCUUGCUUCGCGGAACUGAUGAAAUAAAUGGUCCACUCAAUCUUCCACAUCUCUCCUCUCUCUUCGACCUUUCUUUUCCUCUUGACGAUUGUCUGGAAAGCUUUUUCGAUGUCCUGCUCCCCCAACCCGGCCACUUAUCUCUAUGUUUGCUCAGGCACUUACAGCUCCUCAUCCGAGAUGCUAUGCGCUUACCCAUACCGGGAGGAUCUGCACCUUCUUCCAGCUCCCCCCCCUCCUCCUCCGCUCUCCUUACCGCGGUGCCGCCUCCGCCUCUUUCCACACGGGUUCGCUGUUAGCUGUUAACAGAAACAAAACCCGCGCCCCCGAUUCCUCGCUCUAGUUCUGCUCCCACCAUCGUCAACCCAUCAUCUUUCUAUUCGGCUUUCAAUUUGGACGACUUUUUCCUAUGUACCUCGGUUUCCGUCGUUCACGAGCAUUGAAUUCUGCAUUUCAAUCAUCUUUCUCUGCUGCCUGCCGCCCCGACCGCAGACGUAUCAAGGCUACGCCUGUAGUUCGAAAGGCCCUCCUCAUCGGAGUCAGUUAUACUUUGGAAGAAUAUAGAUUGAAGCUGGACUACCAAGUGGAGGGUGCCCUCACCGACGUGAAACAAAUAUAUAACAUUCUCACAGGCCCGCUGAAUUUCAAAAAGGAGAACGUUACUGUGCUGACUGAUGGUCCUGAUACUCCCCACCAUCUAUGGCCUACCAAGGCUAACAUUGAAAAAGCGAUCAGUACUUUCGUGAAUGGGACCUCGUCUGGCGAUAUCUGUUUUCUAUUCUACGCUGGGCAUGGCUACCAGAUCUACAACCCCAGUAGCCGGGAAAUGGAUAAGCGUGACGAACACAUUGUGCCGUGUGACGCUGUCGAUCCUGAUGGUGACUUCAUCGAGGGUAAAAUGAUCAUCGACGACCUGCUCAAGAAUAUACUAGUCCUGCCACUCGCAGCCGCGGAUGCGAAGCUUACUGCGGUCUUCGAUUGCUGUCAUAGCGGGACGGUUCUCGAUCUCUCACACUAUCGCUGCAACGAUAUCACAGCCUGGAAGAGGGCUGCUCUCCGUGUAUACAGACACAUCUUCUCAAAUACAUCUGUCAACUUGAGCAUGAUCGUCCCUUGCACACUCAACUCGUUCGCUCCCGGUGUCGCCUCAAACUGGGACCCGUGUCUUACGGACUGCGGCGGCUUUUGUUUACUUCCAAAGCGCAGAGGUUCCGGAUACGUUGUCUGCAUCUCGGCUUGCCAGGACGAGGAAUCUGCUUGGGGCGGUAAGAAAGGAGGGUCGCUAACUAAGGCUUUGGUCCUAGCACUGGGUCACGACCCCCAUCCGACGCUUAAGGACCUGAAUAUAUUCAUUGGGGCUAGAGUCAAAGUCUAUUCCAAUGCGAUAUCAGAGAAUUGGAAGAAGAAGAAGAAGCAGAAGGAGGACAAGGAGGAGUACCCUUCCAAGAUUGCUCAGCAUCCCCAAUUCUCUAGCCUUUGGCCUUUGGACAUGAAGCAGCGUUUUCUGUGUUAAAUUAGGUGAUCAAUUUACGACACGUCGAUCUUCCUUCAUUGCAUCCGUACUUUGCUCAAUUUUAUGUCUUCGAACUGCUUUGCAUUAUCUCCGCUCCGCUUUGUUUCCUCGCUUUGGCUUAUUUUACUUUUCGCGCUUGUUUUCCGAUUUUCGUUUGUCACCUGCUUUCUGCUACUACACGCAUUUUUAGUUGUCCUACUAUUCGUCUCGUUCGCUUGCAUUGUUUGUAUACUUCACGCAUGUUCCAUAAGAUACCCUAUCACGAUCUGAUGUCUUCAAUAUGUAUCCUUAGUCUAUUUACUUAGGACUUAUAGUAUGUUUCUAUGUUGAAUGUUCUCAUCAAUCCAAAUUCUGACUGUAGUAAACGAAGGCGUCUAUUACUGUGACACUGUCUUCUGAGUCCCUGGACAUUCGC
This is a messenger RNA of Desarmillaria tabescens, 1972 nucleotides long. RefSeq names its product peptidase C14, caspase domain-containing protein. Gene Ontology annotation, molecular function: cysteine-type endopeptidase activity. The coding region runs from base 454 to 1557 and encodes 367 amino acids. Gene Ontology annotation, biological process: proteolysis. The record is from RefSeq and is a predicted model, not a curated record. NCBI's taxonomy places the organism in Eukaryota, Fungi, Basidiomycota, Agaricomycetes, Agaricales, Physalacriaceae. The transcript is spliced from 15 exons.